AUGUCUGCAGGAAAUCUCUCUGCCGCGUUAUCUUUACGCACGUCCCCUGGAGAAUGUAAGGCGGAGGGAGAUCUUGUGGAAUUUGUCCUGGCAGUGGAUCCUCAUCUCGAGUAUGGUGCGAUUUCUCGCUGUAUAUACGAAAUGGGUAGUCCAAUGUCGCUUAUCAACCACCCCAAGGGUAGAUAUGGUUUAGAAGACCUCGUCCGCAUUCUCGGUAUUCCGGUAGAUGUCCCAAAAAAGGGCCCAACUGGGUACGCUCGUUUCGCGAAGUCGAUUGGGCCGCCGUUGAACCAACUAGACAUAACAUCAUCCACAAGCUCCUAG
This is a messenger RNA of Penicillium chermesinum, 324 nucleotides long. RefSeq names its product 3-polyprenyl-4-hydroxybenzoate decarboxylase. The transcript has a single exon. NCBI's taxonomy places the organism in Eukaryota, Fungi, Ascomycota, Eurotiomycetes, Eurotiales, Aspergillaceae. The coding region runs from base 1 to 324 and encodes 107 amino acids. The record is from RefSeq and is a predicted model, not a curated record.